AUAAUUUUUUGUAUAUAAGGUAAGAACGUUUAUAUAUAUUUACAAACGUCUAGUAACAUUUUAUCAUUAAUCAUGACUGAUGAGAAAGAAAAAGUAAAAGUUAGCCAAAGAUUUUUCUGGUUAGCAAAUACAAUUUUUCAUCAAGUAGUGACAGUUACAGUAGCUUUUAUAGCUUACGUUUUUGUCAAGAACUACGAUGUUUCAAGUAGAGCGUUUAUUCAUUUUUUUGUUACAACUUUUGCAUACAUUCCAUUGAUGGCUGAAGGUUUCAUUUUAUUUAACGAAUCAAACACUUGGAGUUUACAAGUUAAAAGAAGUUUGAAAGGUUGGGUGCAUGGAGCACUACUAACCAUUAGUCUCAUCUGCGUUUCUAUUGGUAUUGGAGUUGAAAUUCACUACAAAAAUAAAAGUAUCCACCCCGUGCACUUCAAAAGUAAUCACGGUAAAUUAGGUUUCAUAUCGUGGAUUCUGUGUUUUUGUCUGGCGUUAACAGGAAUUAUUACCCUCUAUUCCUCAAAAUUGAAGAUAAUAAUACGACCAGUAACUUUAAAAAGCAUACAUUUAUGUUUAGGACUUGCAUGUUUCGCCAUCGGAGUAGGUUCUCUAAUUUUAGGUCUUAAUUAUUCUCAUUUUAGGGUAACACAUAAUGAAUUAUUAGUAACAAAGACCUUGAUCUCCAUCAUUACAAUAUGGAGUUCAUUAGGUGCUAUAAUGUCUCUUUUCAAUAAUUUAAAAAGUAUGUUUACUUAAGCAAAAUAUUGUGGUUUGAUGAAAAAUUCAAAUUUUCAAAAAUACUACUAUUAAUGUAUAAAAUUCGAUAGAGAAAACAAAAAAUAUUGAUUAAAAAACUUACGUAGAGAUCACAAUGUCUAUACAUGUUUUACUAGUUUUUAUUAAACUCCCUGUAAAAACUUUUUUGAAACGUAAACAGUAACAAUCGUUUUCAUUCAAUAAUAAGGAAGAAUUUUUAUCAUAGGACCUAUCAUAAUUAAAAAAAAAUUAGAAAUCGAACAAUAGAUUUAUAAAAAUUAAAUCAAUAAGAAAUACGUAGUUAGAGCAGGUCAGGUCUACAAAAUUUUUUAUCCUGGCGAUAAAAAAUAUGGAAAAUCACUUGCCGGACUCGUGUUGGUUUGAAUAAAUAAUAGUUUUAGUCACAUUAAUAUUUCGAAUUCGAAUUCAUACCACCUUUGCCAUUUUCAUUCUUAUAAUUUCAAAAAUAUGCAGAACCAUAUUUAUUUUGGGGAGCACAGUUUUUAGGCUGGAGGGGGAAGGACACGACCCUUAAAAAUUGUUUGCUUAAUAUUUCUUUCUAAUACUUUUCAAGUGCUUACAAGUACUGAAGAACCCAGUGUUUACAGAGGAUCUGUUAAUCCUACUCCUCCUAGAAAGUUCAGAAUGUGAUAUGGCAGAUCUUCGUCUUCUGUUCACUUUUCACACUUCGAGAGAAUGAGGUGAUGUCCUCUGCGCAACAGAAUCUGCUCACUGCACGUAUUACCUGCCAAGUCUAGCGUCUUAAGAUGUCCAUUGUGGCGACAGUGCCCCGAUAGGACUCCCGAGACUGUUAGUAUUCGUAGGUUGUUAUUGCCUAGGUUGAUACAUUCAGUAUAAUUUCUCUGCUUAUAACUUUCCAGAAGUGUUUUUGCCUACCUCAUCCCCUGUAGGUUUCCCAGUAACUGGUUUUACUCCUAUCUACCUUUUUUCCAAUGCUUUCUCUAUUCUUUUGUAGCUGAGGGUUCAGGUCCUAUGGAUAGUUGGUCUGAUCUUUAGCUGAUCUGUCAGCUAUUUCUUAUUCAUUACAUGGUAGCUUUAAUUUUUCUUGCCUAGCUCGUUGAAUUCAACUAGGCAUUCCCAAACUAGUUUGGAUUUUAUCAUACAUAUUUUUUAAUUGCAUGAAUUUCUACUUGAAAAAUACUUGGUGUGUUGUCCAGGCUUUCAGAGUGAUUAGUUCUGGGCCCGUACACUCCUAUUCCAGUUAUGUGUGCUGCUUUAGAGUCUAUGUACCAUUUGAUGAUAUUGCUGUUCAUUUGUCGUUUGGUGUUUCGAUCCCAUUUAUACUGCUACUGAUUAGUAUUCAUUCAUUCAUUCUGAGUGAUGUUAUUUCUGCUAGACUUUCCAGUACAAUGUGCAAGCCAGUAUUUAGACUGAUUCUAGUGCCCCAAACCACUGCCCCCUUAUGUCUUUUUUGAUCUUACAAUUGCCUUGAACAUCCACAGUAGAAUCGUUGGGUUACAACUCCAAAUUCUCCCUGUAAAGUUUCUGUACACCAUCAGAUUUUUUUUUAUCUAACACUUGGUAACAGUUUUCACCAUAUUACUCGUGAACUACUACAAAAAAGGGUAAAGUUUUUGGUACGAAAAGCAACCUCUUUUUGGUUAAUAUUUGUGCGAAAUAUAGAGGAUAAUUCGUUUUCUAGUUGUUACUUUGUCAUAGAUAUUUCCUUUGUGAAAAUUACAAAGUAGAUUAUGAAUUCAUAUAUUGAUUGUAAGAACGAUUUGAAUCUCAAUUAGUAAUAAUUAAAGUUGUUAUUUAUGAAUAAACUUUUUUCAAAAUAUA
Diorhabda sublineata is the source of this 2553-nucleotide messenger RNA. RefSeq lists its product as uncharacterized. Gene Ontology annotation, molecular function: transmembrane monodehydroascorbate reductase activity. The record is from RefSeq and is a predicted model, not a curated record. The transcript is spliced from 3 exons. Lineage: Eukaryota; Metazoa; Arthropoda; Insecta; Coleoptera; Chrysomelidae. Bases 73 to 750 code for a protein of 225 amino acids.